UUUCGUACUUUUUUGUUGCCUAGCAACAUCGUUACAUUUCUCAAAACAUUGUUUUCGCGUUGCUUGUUGUAUUUCUCAGCUUUCGUUGCAGAUUACAUACGGCUUCCGCGACCAUGCCCGGCAGCAGAGUCACCACUGUUUCUUCAGCAACAAGCUUGGGUUCCAAGUAUUCCAAAAGGUAUCGUACAAAAUCAAAGCAGUCGAAUGUAGAUGAGUCAUUAUUCGGGAGUCCGUCCAAGACAAAAGUUGUAUCAGAACCAGAUCAACAGAAGUCCAUGGUUGCUCCACGCAGAAGUGGGCUUCGUUCAAAAACAAGAAAACCAGAGACAAUACAAGUCAUUACCAAAGAUCUUAUAAGAAAUGUUGUUGUUCCUGGGAAUGAUCCAUCAGGACUGACAGUUAUUUUAAACCCAAACAAAUUUGGUCGCAUUCAACAAGCAGCAAGGGUGAGAACAAAGGAAGAGAUACAAAGAGAAUAUGAAAUGACCAAAAUGGAAAAGGAUCAUGCAAUGGAAGCUUCUCAAUUGCGGAAAGAACAAAUGAAACAAAGAGAGUUGGAACGAAAACAAAAUGAAAAGUUAAGUGAUUUGGAAUCAGAGGCAAAGGAAAAGGCUGAGUAUUUGCUUGAAAAGGCAAAUGCUCAGAGAUUAGAACAAGAAGAUGAAGUGAAACAUAUCAAUGAGUUAAUAUUAAAUGCAAAAUGUCAUGCGAUUCGUGAUGCGCAAAUCUUGGAGAAAAAGUCGGUGAAAACUGAAAUGGAGUCAGAAGAAAAAAGGCUGGACACGAUGAUGGAGAUUGAUCGAAUAAAUGCCAUCAAGACACAGGAAGAAAUAGAAGAACUGAGGAAACAUCAGAGAUAUGCAGGGGCUGUUCAAAUCAUGAAACAGAUUGAACAAAAUGCACAAGAUCGAAUGCUUGAGCAAGAAAAGAAAGAUCAAGAAUCUCAGCAAAUGUUGAAAUAUCUUGAAAAACUUCAAGUGGAAGAUCUUAAAGAUCUAGAACGAAAACAUCAGGAACAGUUGGUGAUGCAAAAAGAAAUUGAUCAAAUUAAUCAGGAACAUCAGAGACAGAAGGAACUCCGUGCUGAACAGGAAAAACUUGCAGAACAAAAAGUUAUCGAAUACAUGAAGCAAAAAGCGGAGAGGGAGGCUGAAUAUGAAGCGGAACAAGAAAGAAUUCGAAGAGAAAAAGAGAAAGAAGUUGCCAAGCUUCGAGCUUUGCAGGAACGAGCAAGAGAUCAUCAAGCUGAACAAGAUGCCCUUAGAGCCAAGAGGAACCAGGAACAAGCUGAGAGAGAAUGGAGAAAAAAAGAACAAACUGAGGCGCAGAAAAAGAUUCAAGCUGACAGAGUUAUGAAGCGGGCGAGGACAGAGCAAAUUCAAUCUAAAGAACAUUUUAUGGCUGUACAAGCACAGAGGGAAAGAUUGGAAUUUGAAAGAGUGUUGAAGGAACAACAGCGCUUAUUGGAGAAAGACAAAGUCAAAGAAGAGGAUGCUUUGAAGGAAAGAUUACAUCACGCUGAUGAAGUCAGACGUCAGAUAAGAAACAAAGAACAACUGAAGAUUUCAGAGAGAAAUGCUUUCUUUGAGGAAGGAAUAAAAAUGGAAGAAGAAGCUCGCCAAAGACGUGCUAGGCUUGAUGAGGUUAAAAAGAAGAAGUUGGAUGGAUUGAGAAAAGCUGGUGUUCCAGUAAAAUAUUGUGCUGAAGUAGAAAGAAGAAUAAAUGUUCCACCUGGACUCGUUGCUUGAACUAAAUUUUUGAUCUCUUACAUUUGGUUAUUUUGUUUUCCUCACUGUAGGUUUUUUAACAAGACCAUUUGUUUGUUUUUUUUCUAUUGUUUAUACUUGUUAACUUGUAUUGGCAACACUGUACAUAUAUAUAUAUGUGUGUAUACACAUUGAUGUUAUUGGUAGAAUAAAAACAAUUGCUUACUAAUGGGUAGUUUGAAUUGGUUUGUUUAGAUUAAAAAAAAGUGAUGUUAAUUUUCACAGAACAUAAGAGGUUAAAAUCAUGCUUACCUCGAGACGCAACUGAUGAAGUGAUAUAGUGAUUGUCAUAUUUAAAUUAUUUAACGGAACUUAUUUGUUCUCACGUUGUGAGGUAAAAGUAGCCGUUAUAACAUGAGUAUCUACCAUCAUACACAUCGUCCCCGGUUCAGUUUUCACUUAUGUAGCACUGACGUGCAGACUAUACCCUCUUAGAUUGACCCACAGUGGCAGUUGUGUCGAGGGGAAAACCCGAUUCCCUGCGCUUACAAGGCAAACGCCGAGUAACGUCUAACGAAUCCACUGUGUCAUGUCAUUAUUGUAAAGUGUUUAUAAAAUUUUAUAGCCUAGUCGAUGAGUUGCACCACUAGCAAUGCAGAUGAUGCUACAAGCUAUAACGUCGUUACAUACCGACUGCUGCUUUAUAUAUUCCGUCAAAUAAACCCUUGCUAUUUCAAACACUAUAACAAACCCCAUGUUAUCAAAUUUAAUUUUAGCAAUAAUUUAUGCUUGCAAAAAGCAUCGGAAUUAAAUUUUAGUUUUGUUUUAUUCCAAACGCAAUUUUUUGUUUUAAGGUGUUAUAGACAGGGUUAAUGUGAUCAAAAUUUAUUUAAUAUUCAUCUUCUCCUUCUUCAGCUUCACCCUCCACUGAAUCAACUCCAACUUCUUCAUAAUCUUUCUCGAGAGCAGCGAGAUCCUCGCGAGCUUCGGAGAAUUCUCCUUCUUCCAUUCCUUCACCGACA
Ciona intestinalis (vase tunicate) is the source of this 2728-nucleotide messenger RNA. The record is from RefSeq and is a predicted model, not a curated record. Lineage: Eukaryota; Metazoa; Chordata; Ascidiacea; Phlebobranchia; Cionidae.